Messenger RNA from Drosophila grimshawi, 2514 nucleotides. RefSeq names its product unc-112-related protein. Gene Ontology annotation, molecular function: integrin binding. Gene Ontology annotation, biological process: integrin-mediated signaling pathway; cell-matrix adhesion. NCBI's taxonomy places the organism in Eukaryota, Metazoa, Arthropoda, Insecta, Diptera, Drosophilidae. The record is from RefSeq and is a predicted model, not a curated record. The transcript is spliced from 2 exons. Bases 254 to 2380 code for a protein of 708 amino acids. Gene Ontology annotation, cellular component: cell-substrate junction.
AACGUUGAACACUGGGCGCUUUCUAUUUCAAUGCAUUUUCAUUAAUUGCUCCAGUUUCUUAAGUGAAAAUCAAUCAAUGCAAUUACGCGCAUCCGGUAGUAUUACGGCAUAUGUAGCGUGCCCGCAUUAAAGCGAGCCAAACGAACGUAGGCGCCGCCCCAAGGACGUUUGAGGCUGUCAGACACAAAGAGAGAGAAAGAGAGAGCAGCUACAGAUUAAGGGCAAAUCUGACGUCAACAUCUUAAAAUUAACAAUGAUUCACGUUGGCGAAAACUCAUGGAAUCUGCGCAUAUACAUUACGGAUCUGGCGCUGGAGCGCACAAUGCGCGUGCGCGGCGACCAGCAUUUGGGCAGCAUAAUGCUGCAGCUGGUCGAUCCGGAGAAUCCCAAGGAUUGGUCUGAUCAUGCACUCUACUGGCCGGUCAAGAACAUUUGGCUAGCACGCACCCGAGCCACGCUGGAUCAGUGUGGCAUUCAAGCGGACAGUCUGCUCCACUUUACGCCCAUGCACAAGAUGCUUCGCGUCCAAUUGCCAGAUCUGCGGUAUUUGGACUGCCGUGUCGACUAUUCGGUGAAGACAUUCGCCGCCGUUGUGAAUCUGUGCAAACUGCUGGAUAUCCGCUAUCCGGAGGAGUUGUCGCUGUGCAAACCGCUCGAGGCAGAGCAUCUGAAGAAGAACUUUGCCCAGCUGCCGCAUCAGAAGCGGGUGCCCAUCGCUGAACCGGAUGGCACAACAUAUCUGCAGCCGGCACCAGACACCAACUCCUUUGUGCCCAUCAACUCGGCCUUUAACGGGGGCAGCAAUGGAAGCCUUGACAAACCAUCAGCACCAGGCAUGUUCUUCUGUGCGCCACUGUCGCCGCAUAAUGCAGUCACUGCGGCAUCCAGGCGCUCACCUACGCCGGGCACCUGGAAACCCAGUCGCACUGGCUAUGCCACCUUUGACUCGUCCUCCUCAAGUUUGGGUGACUUUCAGGAGAAUCUGGCCAGCUCACCGCAUACACUGAGCGCCGAGAUGCGCGCUCGCCUCUUGCGUCCCAAAUCGCUGGUGGAGAAGGCACGUCUCAAUGUCGGCUGGUUGGACAGUUCGUUGUCGCUGAUGGAGCAGGGCAUACGCGAAUAUGAUACGCUCUGCUUGCGCUUCAAGUACUAUACGUUCUUCGAUUUGAAUCCCAAGUACGAUCAGGUGCGCAUCAAUCAGCUGUACGAGCAGGCCAAGUGGUCCAUACUGAACGAGGAGCUGGACUGCAGCGAGCAGGAGACGCUCAUGUUUGCCGCGUUGCAGUUUCAGGUGAAUCAUCAGGUGGACAUGCAGCCGAUGACAACCGUCGACUCUGGUAUUGAGACGUCCAGUCAAGAGAACGAUGACGAUGACAUCGAUUCAGCGCUCAAUGAACUGCAGAUCACACUGGAGGGUAGCAGUGCACACGAUCCGAUUAACAUUACACGCAUACCGGAACUCUCCGAUUAUCUGCGCUUCCUCAAGCCACAGCGUUUCACGCUGCGUGGCUACAAGCGCUACUAUUUCACUUAUCGCGACUUGCACUUGCAUCUGUAUAAGAGCGCAGAGGAAUCGCGGCGCACUGCACCCUCGAUCAGCAUCAAUUUGCGCGGUUGCGAGGUGACGCCAGAUGUGAAUCUGGAUCAGGGAAAAUAUGCCAUACGUCUGGAGGUGUCGCCCGACGACCGCAAUGGACCCAACAGCGAGGUCUGGGUGCGUUGCGAGAACGAACAGCAAUACGCCAAGUGGUUGGCAGCCUGUCGCCUGGCCGCCAAGGGACGCACCCUAGCGGAUAGCACAUACGAGAGCGAAGUCGAUGGCAUUUUGUCCCUGCUGCAGAUGCAGCGACCCGUGCAGGGUGUACACGUCAACAUCGAUCCACGCUCGGUGGACGCUGUGGAUUAUCUGUCGGCGAAGAUGCUGCGCAAGAUGGCCGGCAAGGCGGUGCAACGCAUUCUGGAGGCACAUGCCAAUGUCCGGGAAUUGUCACUGUUGGAGGCCAAGCUGAAGUAUAUUCAGGCCUGGCAAUCGCUGCCGGACUUUGGCGUCACACUGUUUGUCAUAAAAUUCGAUGGCCACCGCAAGGAGGAGCUGCUGGGCGUUGCCCAGAAUCGCAUAAUGCGCAUGGACUUGAACUCUGGGGAUCAUAUCAAGACCUGGCGCUACAACAAUAUGAAAGCCUGGAAUGUCAAUUGGGGCAUUAAGUGCAUGAUGAUUCAAUUUAAUGACGAGAAUGUCGUCUUCUCUUGCCACUCCGCCGAUUGCAAAGUCGUCCACGAGUUCAUCGGCGGUUACAUUUUUAUGUCGAUGCGCUCCAAGGAUAUUAAUCAGACGCUGAAUGAGGAACUCUUCCACAAGCUGACGGGCGGCUGGUCGUAGACUCUAUUGUUUCUCAUUUUUAGAAAUUUGUUUAUUUGUUGACAGUGGCCUUGUUUAGAGCCCAUUUUUAUAUUCUAACGAACGUCCCUAAUCACAAUAUUAACGCAAUAUUUUGAAGGCUAUUCUCAAAUUUA